AUGUCGCCUCGCAGUUGGUACUUGGUUUUUGGGAUUUUCCUGCAUAUGAUUUGGAGUGGAGCAGCCAAGGUGGAGUUUUACUCGUCGGUGGACAGUAUGCAGGAUUUGGCACAAGUGGAGCAGGAGCUCCUAAAUGCCACGCGUUCGUAUUUGGAGACCCAGCAACAGCAGCUCAACUUUUAUCGCAGAUAUGUGGAUCAAAUAAAACGGGAACAUGAAUGGGCUGUGGCCCAAUUAAAACUGGAUGAGUAUCUGGGUCAUCCAUUGCACGCUUUCAGGUUGAUCAAGCGAUUGGUUCAGGAUUGGGAUGCACUUAUCUUUGAACCCAUACUCACCAACCAACCCAGAGAAGACUUUCGCCAGUUUUCAGAGAUACUGACAAGGGAUUUGGGCUACCCCGAUCAGUCGGAGCUUCAAGGAGCCAUCAAAGGUUUGGCCAGGCUACAGAGGGUCUAUAAUCUUUCCACCUCGGAUCUGGCUGGCGGCGUAAUUAAUGGCUUUUCUUACGACUCGGAGUUACAAUGGCGUGAGUGCUAUGAAAUAGGUGCACAACUAUUCGAUCUUGGGGAAUACCAAAGAUCACUGGAAUGGCUCCAGGUGGCACAUGUACUUCUCCGAAAUCUAGAAGACGAGAAAGACAAGAUUCACUACCUAUCAGAUAUACGUGAAUAUGCAGCCAUGGCCAACUUUGAGUUGGGUAAUCCAAAAAGAGCUGAAAACCUUUUAAAUCAAAUCCUAAAGCCCGAACCCACACACACCGCUCAGCAAACUCGCAAGUAUUUGGAAAACCAUGAGCCGGGAAAGAACAUCCAAGAGAAGAAUCCCUCGUGGUAUGCCAAUUACACCAGGCUAUGCCAGGGCAAAAGAUUACCAGAGGAGAGGAGUGGUAGCCCCUUGAAAUGCUAUCUGGAUGGAAAGAGACAUGCGUAUUAUACCUUGGCACCUCUUCAAGUGGAACCCGUACACCUGGAUCCGGAUAUCAGUGUCUAUCACGGAAUGCUGAACGCCCAACAGAUCUUGUCCAUCUUCGAGGAGGCGGACAAGGAGGAGAUGGUGCGAUCAGCCGUAGCUGGCGAAGGUGGCAAACGCACCGUCAGAGAUCUCCGGGUUAGUCAGCAAACCUGGCUGGACUACAAUACUCCCAUAAUGGAGUCUGUGAGCCGGAUCAUUCAGUUUGUGUCUGGAUUCGAUAUGGCCGGAGCCGAGCACAUGCAGGUGGCAAACUACGGAGUUGGUGGGCAGUACGAACCGCAUCCGGAUUACUUUGAGGUCAAUUUGCCAACUCAAUUCAAGGGGGAUCGGAUAUCCACCAGCAUGUUUUAUCUCUCUGAUGUGGAACAAGGUGGUUAUACUGUCUUUACCAAACUUAAUGUUUUUCUGCCUCCUGUUAAAGGAGCCCUAGUCAUGUGGCACAACCUUCAUAGAUCCUUGGAUGUGGAUGUGCGCACCUUACAUGCUGGCUGUCCAGUUAUUGUGGGUUCCAAGAGAAUUGGCAACAUUUGGAUGCACUCGGGCUACCAGGAGUUCCGGCGGCCCUGCAACCUCACCUCAGAUAGCUACAAGUCCGCAGCCUAUCGGAAAUCAGUGUAG
Messenger RNA from Drosophila elegans, 1590 nucleotides. RefSeq names its product prolyl 4-hydroxylase subunit alpha-1. Bases 1 to 1590 code for a protein of 529 amino acids. Gene Ontology annotation, cellular component: endoplasmic reticulum. Lineage: Eukaryota; Metazoa; Arthropoda; Insecta; Diptera; Drosophilidae. The record is from RefSeq and is a predicted model, not a curated record. Gene Ontology annotation, molecular function: iron ion binding; protein binding; L-ascorbic acid binding. The transcript is spliced from 5 exons. Gene Ontology annotation, biological process: peptidyl-proline hydroxylation to 4-hydroxy-L-proline.